AUGUCGUCGGGAAAUCUCUACCUGUCACAGAAUGUGAUGUCAUCGGACUCGGCUUUUGACAACUAUGAUGUUCCACAGAGUUUCUCUAGCCAUUCUUCACGGACGCCAUCAGUAUCCUCAAAUUACACAUUGAAGCUACCACGUUUUCCAAGCUCAAGCUCAGACAGUGAUUUCUAUGACAACAGUUCAGACUGGACUCCCUAUCAGCCAAGCCAUCACCCUGCCACUGCAAAUAUUGCCACCAGCUCAAAUUCAAUCCUUCAUACAACAAACCCAGUAACUAACAGCCAGAUAAAUGCAUGGUCGAGCCCCGACAUGCCCCAAUACAACAGUAGCACAUCGCUGCAGUUUCAGAUUGAGCAGUUGAAGAUGCGGUUAAACAAGACUACUCUGCAACUUCAUGAAGCAAGUGCAACAAAUAGAAGUCUGAACUUCUUCAAAUCGUCAAAUCACACGUCUCUAAUGGUACCACCAGUGAACAAGGAGCUACAAGUCAACCAGCAAACAGCACUGGUGAUCCAUACCCCGAACCUAGCCAACUGGACCAUAAAGAUCCUCGCUACAAGCAUGUCAAGUUUUGGCGAAACUCAUGUCGAAGUCAAUUCAGAAAGCAGUGACGAGGACAACACGGACAUUAACGAGGAUGAUCCCAAGACUGCUGCGGCACUUUGUCUGAAGACCAAAGGCAAUGUUCAUGCCAGCCAAGGUAUCAAUGUGGCUAUGCGAUAUAUCUGUGACAUCAAUGGCAACAUAAUCGAUGGACAUCGGGCUUCCACAAUUCAUAGCAAAGCAUGCAAAAUCUGGAAUGAGCUGCAACAGAGAGAUCUAGCACCAGCUGUUUGGGGUGACCUCAGUACCUUGGCAAAAAGCUAUUUCCUGCAUCAUAUGUAUCAGAGUUUCUCAGAGCUCUCAUUCUGCGAAGGUCACUGGAAAGUGCUGUGGAUUGCUACAAACAACUACUCACAAUGGCAUAGCAAAGCCCUCAAGAAGCAGAAGGCUACUAGUCGCUCAGGACAGGAUCAUUCUGCACAUGGACACCACCACCAUUCUUCAAAGAAUAUCGGAAAACAUGUCAUCUCACUGGCAGAUCGUGAAGAAAGUGCACUUGAAUCAGCUCUGAAGAGAGUUCGGACUGAGUCUUCCACCCACCAUGAUGGCGAACGUCUGAGUAUGGAACUUGAUGAUGUUGAGGAUUGCCAUGGAUCUCAGGGAGAUCUUUCUUCUAGGUACCAACACUGCAAGGAGCCUUCAACACCACAAUUAAACCCAGGCACAAUCUGGCAACUAUCACCGCAACCAUCGACUGAGCUGUCAGUACACCCGCAUAGACCUGUCAAUGAAAAUCCCAAGCCCGAUUCUACGAACGAGGACACUAACCAACCAAACUCGGAUCUCAAUGACUAUCCCCCACCAGAACAAACUAAUAGCACUAACUCGGAUCUCGAUGGCUAUGACCCACAGGAAUCUGGGCCUGAGCUGCCUAGUUCCUCAGUCAUCAAUAUGGCAUCCUUGAAGACAAUGCUGAUAUCACAUAAAUCCUUUGUAAGCAUUCAGUUCUACAUGCUCAGAGAUGGUGAUGCUAACAUUGGUAUUGCACACCUUAGAUACUGUCAUCGCAACUCCGAGUCUCAAAGCUCCAAGCCAUUUCAGGAACCGCCUUGUCCACCAUCAGUAAUGCCAAUGGAACCUGUUGCAAAUCCUGGAACUGACACAUUGGACUCACAGGCACUCAGGAAGAAAAAAUCAGAUGGGCCAACAGCACGAGCACUAUGCAAAGAAGAUUGGAUGAAGCAGAACUCUGCUGGCAACUGGAAAACCGAGUUCCAGCCAUACUGGAAGUCCCUUACGAUGUUGCAAUCAGCAGAAUACCGAGUUGAUGCAUCAGCGGCAGCAAAAGCAGCUAAAGAACAGGUGUAUAUUAGCCUAUAA
Desarmillaria tabescens is the source of this 1929-nucleotide messenger RNA. RefSeq lists its product as uncharacterized. The transcript is spliced from 7 exons. The coding region runs from base 1 to 1929 and encodes 642 amino acids. Lineage: Eukaryota; Fungi; Basidiomycota; Agaricomycetes; Agaricales; Physalacriaceae. The record is from RefSeq and is a predicted model, not a curated record.